UAUAGCCGUGCAGGUGCAGUGCAAGGGGCCGAAAGAUUUUUCGCCUAACUCUGAACUCUGAAGUUUGAACUCGAUUACGAUAGACGAUAGUAUCGGCAGCGUAAGAUUUGAGUGAGUAAUUGCUGACCGCCAAAACGAGAAUUUGGAGCUUGAAGGAACCGAGGCUGUUCUCGUUAUCACUCAGGAGAAGGGGGCGUAUUUUAGGGUUUUCGGUGGGGAAGAUGCUGGACUGUCUCAGACUCUGGAGCAUAUAUUCUAGCGGAGUGCGGUUGGAGGAAGCUUGAUUUAUAGAGACUUUGCCAGUUCUAAACCUAAAAUUUCUGACUGCCAAAAGGAAUUCUCGAAGAUCAGAACCGCCGCAGUUUCAAUCCCCGCGGCUCAGGCGGCUUUCAAUCUCAGGUGCGCAAAAACCCUUAACCUAACCCUCAUUUCCUAUAAAUUUCUUUCUGUAUUUCAUUAGAUCUCUUCUCUGGAGCCCAAUAAUGGCGGUUGAGGUUCAAGAUGAGGGUUUGAAGAAACUUGAAUACUUGUCCCUCGUUUCAAAGGUCUGCACCGAACUCGAAUCCCAUCUUGGGUUCGGUGACAAGGUCUUGGCCGAAUUCAUCACGGACAUGGGUCGAAAUUGCCAGACUGUCGAUGAGUUCGACGCGAAAUUGAAAGAAAAUGGUGCCGAGAUGCCGGAUUACUUUGUUCGAACGCUACUUACUAUAAUCCAUGCUAUUCUUCCUCCAAUACCUAAAACUGAGAAGGAAAAGAAGAAAGAUGCCGCCAAUGGUAAGAAGACGGCAUUCCCAGGUCUUGCAAUUGCAGAUAGUAAAGAGAGAGCGAAGGAGCUGGAGAGGGAAAUCGAGCAAGAGACGAGGGGACGACGAAGAGAUGAAGAAAGUAAACCAAGGGAUAGGGAAAGAGACAGAGACAAAGACAGAGACAGAGACAGAGACAGAGACAGAGACAGAGACAGAGACAGAGACAGAGUUAGGGAUAGGGACAGGGAUAGAGAUAAAGAGAGGGAUUGGGACAGGGACGGUAGAAGAGAUAAGCAUAGGGACAGAUACAAGGAUGAGAUGGAUGAUAGGAGAGACAGACGCAGAGACAGGGAUAAUGACGAUAGAAAUGAUUCCAGGAGUAGGGCAAGACACAGGGAUAGGCAUACAGGAGAUGGGAGAGAUGGAUAUGAAGAGAACGAUUAUGAUAGGGAUUCUAGAGAGGAUAAAAGAGACAAUAAGAACCGGCAGGACAGCUUUCACCAUUCAGAUGAGCCCGAACUGUUUAAGGUUUAUGCAGGAAGGGUAUCCAGAGUGAUGGACACGGGCUGCUUUGUCCAGCUGAAUGAUUUUAGAGGCAAAGAAGGAUUGGUCCAUGCCUCUCAGAUUUCCAGUCGAAGGGUUGCAAAUGCAAAGGAAGUAGUGAAGAGGGAUCAGGAGGUAUUUGUGAAGGUCAUUUCAAUGUCAGGCCAGAAAAUGAGUCUUUCAAUGAGGGAUGUUGAUCAGAACACUGGAAAAGAUCUCCUUCCAAUGAAGAAGAGUACAGAUGAUGAUGCUUUGAGGGCAAACCCUUCAGGCACAAACCAGGGUCCUGUAACAAGGACAGGACUUUCAGGGAUUAAAAUUGUGGAAGAAGACAAUGCCAUCCCUUCAAGAAGACCCUUGAAGCGAAUGAGCUCACCAGAAAGAUGGGAAGCAAAGCAAUUGAUUGCUUCAGGUGUUCUAGAUGUAAGGGAAUAUCCUAUGUAUGAUGAAGAGGGGGAUGGGUUGCUCUAUGAGGAAGAGGGUGCUGAAGAAGAGCUUGAGAUUGAGCUGAAUGAGGAUGAGCCAGCUUUCUUGCAAGGGCAGAGCAGAUACUCUAUAGAUAUGUCACCAGUGAAGAUCUUCAAGAAUCCUGAGGGUUCAUUGAGUCGUGCAGCAGCACUGCAAUCUGCUCUCAUUAAGGAACGGAGAGAGAUGAGGGAGCAGCAGCAGCGGACAAUGCUUGACUCCAUCCCAAAAGAUCUGAACCGUCCUUGGGAGGACCCAAUGCCUGAGACAGGGGAGAGGCAUCUUGCACAAGAGCUGAGGGGUGUGGGUCUGUCAGCCUAUGACAUGCCUGAAUGGAAGAAGGAUGCUUAUGGGAAAGCCUUGACAUUUGGGCAGAGAUCAAAGCUUUCCAUACAGGAACAAAGACAGAGUUUACCCAUUUAUAAAUUGAAGAAAGAACUGGUUCAGGCGGUACAUGAUAACCAGGUGUUGGUUGUCAUUGGAGAAACUGGAUCAGGCAAAACAACACAGGUAACACAGUAUCUAGCUGAAGCAGGAUACACAACUAGGGGUAAGAUUGGAUGUACUCAGCCUCGUAGGGUGGCUGCUAUGUCUGUUGCAAAGAGAGUUGCAGAAGAGUUUGGGUGUCGUUUAGGUGAGGAAGUUGGAUAUGCUAUUCGGUUUGAGGAUUGCACUGGACCAGAUACAGUCAUUAAGUACAUGACUGAUGGUAUGCUCCUUAGGGAAAUUCUGAUUGAUGAGAGUCUUUCCCAGUACUCUGUGAUCAUGCUCGAUGAAGCUCAUGAGAGGACAAUCCAUACAGACGUGCUUUUUGGCUUAUUGAAGCAUCUUGUUAAACGGAGACCUGACCUUCGUUUGAUUGUCACAUCUGCCACAUUGGAUGCAGAGAAAUUCUCUGGUUAUUUCUUCAAUUGUAAUAUAUUCACCAUUCCUGGAAGAACAUUUCCAGUUGAAAUCCUGUAUACAAAGCAGCCAGAAAGUGAUUAUCUAGAUGCAGCAUUAAUUACUGUCAUGCAGAUCCACUUGACAGAACCUGAGGGGGACAUACUUCUAUUUUUAACUGGUCAAGAAGAGAUUGAUCAUGCUUGUCAGUGUCUUUAUGAAAGAAUGAAAGGCCUGGGGAAGAAUGUGCCAGAACUGAUAAUAUUACCAGUCUAUAGUGCCCUUCCUAGUGAAAUGCAAUCAAGGAUUUUCGAACCUGCUCCACCGGGAAAGAGAAAAGUGGUUGUGGCUACGAAUAUUGCUGAGGCUUCUUUGACUAUUGAUGGGAUAUUCUAUGUUAUCGAUCCUGGAUUUGCAAAGCAGAAUGUUUAUAAUCCCAAACAAGGACUUGAUUCGCUGGUCAUAACUCCUAUUUCACAAGCAUCUGCCAAGCAACGUGCUGGACGUGCUGGGCGUACAGGACCUGGUAAAUGUUAUCGUCUUUACACUGAGAGUGCAUACCGUAAUGAGAUGUCACCCACUACAAUUCCAGAAAUCCAGAGAAUUAACCUUGGGCAUACCACACUUACAAUGAAGGCUAUGGGUAUAAAUGACCUUCUGUCCUUUGAUUUUAUGGAUCCCCCUUCCCCUCAAGCUCUGAUCUCUGCCAUGGAGCAACUUUACAGUCUUGGAGCUCUUGAUGAGGAAGGGCUUUUGACCAAAUUGGGAAGGAAGAUGGCAGAAUUUCCACUGGAGCCACCUUUGUCUAAGAUGCUCCUUGCUAGUGUAGACCUUGGAUGCAGCGAUGAGAUUUUAACUAUCAUUGCAAUGAUUCAGACAGGAAACAUAUUUUACAGACCCAGGGAAAAACAAGCUCAAGCAGAUCAGAAGAGGGCCAAGUUUUUCCAGCCAGAAGGAGACCAUCUGACUUUACUUGCUGUUUAUGAGGCCUGGAAAGCGAAAAACUUUUCUGGGCCUUGGUGCUUUGAGAAUUUCGUUCAGUCUCGAUCUUUGAGGAGAGCACAGGAUGUCAGAAAGCAGCUUCUUACCAUCAUGGACAGGUACAAGUUGGAUGUUGUGAGCGCUGGGAAAAAUUUCACAAAGAUUAGGAAGGCAAUUACAGCAGGAUUCUUCUUCCAUUCUGCCAGAAAGGAUCCGCAGGAGGGUUACCGAACAUUAGUUGAAAACCAGCCAGUCUAUAUUCAUCCCAGCAGUGCUCUUUUCCAGAGACAACCAGACUGGGUCAUCUACCAUGAGUUGGUGAUGACUACAAAGGAGUACAUGCGUGAGGUUACUGUUGUUGACCCGAAAUGGCUAGUUGAACUCGCACCGAGAUUCUUCAAGGUUGCUGAUCCAACCAAGAUGAGCAAGCGCAAACGUCAAGAACGCAUUGAACCGCUUUAUGAUAGAUAUCACGAACCCAACUCUUGGCGAUUAAGCAAACGGCGCGCUUGACAGUUCUUAUCGGCUGUUUUACCAUGUUCCAUUUUUCCUCUUCCAUUUAACUGUAAAUAUUUUCAUCAAUGGUUAACUACUUUAGAUUAAUUCCUUGUCUGGGUCUGUUCUUUUGUAACGUUUUUUGUGGAUGAUCCUGUUUCCUGAACAUCUUCUAUAUUGGAGAUGGAAGAGUUGUCAUAAAUCUAUACCUAUUAUAAAAACGAGAAUGGUGCUCUGAGCCUAAUUUUUUGUAUUCCAAGUCUGCUUCUACCCUUCUUGUUUUCA
Messenger RNA from Nelumbo nucifera (sacred lotus), 4397 nucleotides. RefSeq names its product ATP-dependent RNA helicase. NCBI's taxonomy places the organism in Eukaryota, Viridiplantae, Streptophyta, Magnoliopsida, Proteales, Nelumbonaceae. Gene Ontology annotation, molecular function: RNA binding; RNA helicase activity; ATP binding. Gene Ontology annotation, cellular component: intracellular anatomical structure; catalytic step 2 spliceosome. The record is from RefSeq and is a predicted model, not a curated record. Gene Ontology annotation, biological process: spliceosomal complex disassembly; mRNA splicing, via spliceosome.